This is a messenger RNA of Ictalurus furcatus (blue catfish), 8461 nucleotides long. Its product is annotated as glycogen debranching enzyme-like. Gene Ontology annotation, molecular function: 4-alpha-glucanotransferase activity; amylo-alpha-1,6-glucosidase activity. NCBI's taxonomy places the organism in Eukaryota, Metazoa, Chordata, Actinopteri, Siluriformes, Ictaluridae. The transcript is spliced from 33 exons. Gene Ontology annotation, biological process: glycogen biosynthetic process; glycogen catabolic process. The coding region runs from base 479 to 5059 and encodes 1526 amino acids. The record is from RefSeq and is a predicted model, not a curated record.
UUUUGUCACGUUUAUCUCUCUAAUUAGACACGUUAGACACACCACAUAGUUGCAUACUAAAACUAUGUAUGAAUAUUUUAUCGAUAGGUUUAACAGGAUUUACUCUCCAAGUGUGGCUGCCUUUAAUCAAACACAAACAUUCAUUCAUUCAUCUCAUGGAGACUUUUCAUUACUGUUCCUUGAAUCUCCUUCCUGGCUCUUCCUGAGCACGUUCCUUCCUCUUAACCGAGUCUGAAAUUUCAGUAGACUCGGGUGUGCCUUUAGCGUUCUCCUGUUCCUGUCUUUGAGGAGGUAAACAUUGGAAGGCCACGUGUGCGAAUGCACCGUAAACCUGUACGUGUCUCCCUGUAUCAACACAUAGAACAUUGUUCCCUUGUGUCCCUCUUUAUCAUGCUGUUGCAGACACAUGUAAAGGGCAUCCUAAAAAAAGAACGAUACUCUCCGCCGUGGACAGACCAGAGUGCUUCUGCUCAACGACAUGGAGAGACUGGAGAAGACUCUGUUUCGCCUGGAGCAAGGCUUCCAGCUCCAGUUCCGAUUAGGUCCAACUUUGCAGGGGAAGAAUGUGCACGUCCACACCAAUUACCCUGCACCAGGACAAAAAUUCAACAGGUGUGAGUUUCGUGUCCUCGAAUGGAUCAACCCCAGUGGGAAGGAGGAUGACUCUGACAAGUAUUGCAAACUGGACCUUGAGAUCGCUGGCUCCUACCAGUAUUACUUCGGCUGUGGGAAUGAGGAGAAAACUGGUGGUGGCUAUUUUGUGGUGGACCCCGUGCUACGAGUAGGCCUUGAAAGGAAGGUUCUCCCUUUGGACAGCAUCACCUCACAGACUUACCUGGCUAAGUGCCUCGGGCCACUGGACGAAUGGCUAGACCGGCUCAGAGUGGCCAGGGAAACAGGUUACAAUAUGAUCCACUUGACGCCACUGCAGGAGUUGGGUGAGUCACGUUCCUGCUACUCGAUUGCUGACCAGCUGGAGCUGAACCCAGAUUUCUCCCCACCGGGAAAGAAUUACACAUGGAUGGAUGUGGGGAACCUGACAGAGAAGAUCCGGAAAGAGUGGAACAUGGUUUGCAUCACAGACGUCGUGUACAACCAUACAGCAGUUAACAGUAAAUGGCUCAGACUCCAUCCUGAGUGUGGCUACAACCUGGCGAAUUCUCCACACUUAAAGCCAGCCUGGAUACUGGAUCGGGCUCUCUGGCACUUCAGCUGUGACAUUGCCAAUGGAAAAUACCGUGACCGAGGCCUACCAGCUCUGGUUGAGGAUGAGAAGCAGCUCAGUACACUCCGUGAACUCCUGUGGCAGGAGGUUUUCCCUCAGCUGAAGCUCUGGGAGUUUCUCCAGGUGGAUGUGGAAAGAGCUGUGGAGCAGUUUAGUAAUCUUCUGCAGGCCAAUGGCAAACCAGCUGGGACAGAACUGGAGAUCAAACGCAAGCUGAAGAUCAUACAGGAUCCACAGUUCAAACGCUUCGGCAACACGGUGGACAUGAACGCGGCGCUGGACAUGUUUGGCAGGCACACGAACGGCCUGUCAGCGAUACAAGUAUGCUGUGAUGUGUUCAAGAAGAGUUUGGAGGAGUUGAACAUGGAGUGCUAUAAGGACAUGUACAACCAUCAUGAGAAGGCUGUAAACUGCAUAGUGGAGACUAUGAGAUAUGAGCGUCUUGCAGCAAAUGGUCCCAAACUUGGCUUGGUGACCAAAAAACAUCCUUUGGCACCGAGAUAUUUCACCUUCCCAUUUGAGGACAUGCCAAUGGAGAAGGAGGAACUGCUGCUUCAGAAUGCAGAUGAUGCAUGUCACCUCCAAGCUCACAACGGAUGGGUGAUGGCGGAUGACCCUCUCAGGAACUUUGCAGAACCAGGCUCUAACGUCUACUUGAGGAGAGAACUAGUCUGCUGGGGUGACAGCGUGAAGCUCCGCUAUGGUGGUAAACCCGAGGACUGUCCCUAUCUGUGGGAGCACAUGAGGAAGUAUACAGAGAUAACGGCUAAACACUUCUGUGGUGUACGGUUGGACAAUUGCCAUUCCACACCUCUACAUGUGGCUGAGGCAAUGUUAGCUGCUGCAAGGGCAAUCAGGCCCAAUCUGUACGUGAUAGCUGAGCUGUAUACAGGUAGCGACCAGCUCGACAAUACCUUUGUUAACCAUCUGGGGAUUACGAGUCUCAUCAGAGAGGCAAUGAGCGCUGGGGACAGUCACGAGGAAGGCAGACUGGUGUAUCGCUUUGGCGGAGAACCUGUUGGUUCCUUCAUCCAGCCCAACCUAAGGCCUUUGGUUCCAGGCAUAGCACAUGCUAUGUUCCUUGACGUUAGCCAUGACAAUGAGUGUCCUGUCCAGGUCCGGUCCGUGUACGACUGCCUCCCCAGCUCUGCAAUUGUGUCUAUGGCGUGUUGCGCCACAGGCAGUACUAGAGGAUAUGACGAGCUGGUUCCUCAUCAGAUUUCAGUGAACACGGAGGAGCGUCUGUACCCCAGAUGGAACCCAGAUGCCCUGCCUUCAUCUCCUGGGGAGGUGAACCUCCAGUCAGGCAUCCUGGCAGGGAAGCUGGCACUCAACAGGCUUCACCAUGAGCUGGCUGAGAAGGGUUUCACACAGGUCUAUGUAGACCAGCUGGAUGAAGACAUUGUGGCUGUAACCAGGCAUUGUCCAAUCACACACCAGUCUGUUGUGACUGUAUCUCGAACAGUUUUCAAAAACCCCAAAACACACCAGUACAAGGAAAGACUGUCUCCCAUGUUCAUACCAGGCCAGAUAAAUGAGGUGAUCCUGGAGGCUCGUACAGUGGAGAGAGACACUGGCCCCUAUGUGAAAGAUGAGAAGUGCAUAAACGGCAUGCCUGAGUACACGGUGGAGCUCAAGGAACAACUCCAGCUUAAAGACAGCCAAGUGGUGAAACAAGGAGAUGCCACAACAAAUGCUGGCAAUGAGUUUGUCCAGGAGAUCGUGUUUGAUCGUCUCACUCCAGGCAGCGUGAUUGCUUUCAGGGUGAGUCUGGACUCAGAAUCUCAGGACUUGGUGGGCUUCCUGCGUACUCAGCUCUAUCAGUUUAAUCGCCAGUACAAAUUGGGCAGUCUGACCGACCCAGAUGUUCCUGGCAUCCUGAAAACUUCCCUGGAAUUUCUCAUCUCUAAACUGUCCUUGGCUGAGCUGAAUGUCUUGCUGUACCGCUGCAAUGAUGAGGAGCGGGAAGACGGUGGAGGAUGCUACAAUAUCCCAUCCUGGAUGUCCCUAAAGUAUGCAGGUCUUCAAGGGUUCAUGUCAGUGCUUUCCGACAUUCGGCCUAAGAAUGACCUCGGCCACCCCUUCUGCAACAACCUGAGGCAAGGCGACUGGAUGCUUGACUACAUUAGCUCUCGUCUCAUGAAUAAAGACGGCGCUCUAAAGGAGGUGGGGAAAUGGUUCCGUGCCAUAUUUGCCUACCUAAAGAGAAUCCCACGCUACCUCAUUCCAUGUUACUUUGAUGCCAUCAUUGCUGGGGCAUACACUACAGCUAUGGAUGUUGUCUUCAACAAGAUGUCGAGUUUUGUGCAGUCUGGUUCAACCCUGGUGAAGCAGUUAGCGUUGGGCUCAGUGCAGAUGUGUGGUAUGGGUCCUGUGCCUGCUCUCCCUGCUCUUUCUCCAGCCCUGCAGGAUGUUCCGCAUCGCCUCAACACAGUCACCAAGCAGAAUGAGCAGUGCUGUGCGUCACUGGCUGCAGGUUUGCCUCAUUUCUCGUCUGGGAUUUUCCGCUGCUGGGGCCGAGACACGUUCGUAGCCCUGUGUGGCCUCAUGCUCGUCACUGGAAGACAUGUAGAGGCAAGGAACAUUAUCCUGGCCUUUGCUGCUACUCUAAGACAUGGCUUGAUCCCCAACUUGCUUGGCGAGGGCACAAAGGCUCGCUACAACUGCCGGGAUGCCGUAUGGUGGUGGCUGCAGCGCAUCCAGGACUACUGCACUAUAGUCCCCAAUGGUGUGGACAUCUUGUCGUGCCCCGUGUCACGCAUGUACCCUACAGACGAGUCUGAACCCCAGCCUGCAGGCACUCUGGACCAGCCUCUGUACGACGUCAUCCAGGAAGCAAUGCAGCGCCACAUGCAAGGCAUCGAAUUCAGAGAGCGGAACGCCGGGCCACAGAUCGACUGCAACAUGAGAAAUGAAGGAUUUAAUGUUCAUGCAAAAGUAGACCCAGAAACAGGCUUUGUAUAUGGGGGAAAUCGAUUCAACUGUGGGACGUGGAUGGACAAAAUGGGUGAGAGCGACAAAGCAGGGAAUCGUGGGAUACCGGCAACGCCUAGAGAUGGCUCUGCAGUGGAGAUCGUGGGUCUUUGCAAGUCCACUGUGCGCUGGUUGUCCCGUUUGAGUCAAAGUGGUCACUUCCCUUACUCUUCCGUCAGUGUCCAGAGAGAUGGUGAAUCUCGCACUGUGUCGUAUGAGGAGUGGAACCGUAGGAUCCAGGAUAACUUUGAGAAGAUGUUCUAUGUGUCACCUGAUCCAGAGGAAAAGCAUGAAAAACAUCCAGAGCUAGUGCAUAAAAGAAGCAUUUACAAAGACACCUACGGUGCCUCCAGUCCCUGGUGUGACUAUCAACUCCGGCCCAAUUUCACCAUCGCCAUGGUGGUGGCUCCUGAGCUGUUUACACUGGAGAGAGCAUGGGCAGCUUUAGAGAUUGCUGAGAAGAAACUGCUUGGGCCACUGGGCAUGAAGACUUUAGAUCCAGAUGACUUGGUUUACUGUGGCAUCUAUGACAGCGCCCUGGACAACAGCAACUACAACAUCGCCAAAGGCUUCAAUUACCACCAAGGACCUGAGUGGCUUUGGCUGGUCAGCUACUUCCUAAGAGCCAAACUGUACUUUGCCAAGCAAAUGGGCCAGGAAGUAUACAAUCAGACUGUGAUUCUGGUCAGAAACAUUCUCUCAAGGCAUAACGUCCACUUGGAAAGAUCUCUCUGGAAAGGUUUACCCGAGCUGACCAAUGAGAACGGACAACACUGCACUUUCAGUUGUGAGACACAAGCUUGGUCCAUUGGCACGAUUCUUGAAGUCCUGUAUGACCUUUGCGAUCCUGAGGACUUGUAGAUUUGUUGUUUUUCAUCUUAACAGCAGGAUGGAUGUCCUGUACAAGCCACAAACGAGCCUUGAACUCUUUUCUUGUUCUUUAACUUCCUCAUGUCAUGCUUCAGGAACUAUCUAGACCUCAGUAAAAGAAAUGUAGUCCGAAUGUAGCCCAUUAACGAAGACGUGUCUGCUCUCCAACAUUUGCUUCAAAGAACUGAAGUAUCUCCCAACCAAACCAACCAUAAAUCCUUGGCCGUACAUGCUGACUGAAGAAGUAGAUCAAAUGUAAUCUACUGUAAAAGCAAGAGUGUUUAAUAAUAAGCACAUAAAGUCUAAUGAUAUAUGAUCGAGAAGGUGACAAGAAUUCUAAUAAGAAUAAACAUCGAAUAAGAGUAAUAUAUUGCUGUAUGAAUUUUUAAUUGAACAAUAUGGCUUCCACACUCAUUAUUCAGAGGCUUAUAAAAUAGCACUUGAUCCAACACGUUAAAUAUCUCCUUUUAUUUUAUGUCUGCACAUCAGUGUGUCCAUGGGAUGUAGGCUGUUUUUCUGUGACUUUAGUUGACUAUUUCGACAACAAUACUGUGCACGAAACUCCCUAUUUACAGUAUAUGUGCUCGCUACUACUUUAAAUAACGACAAGGUUUCGGCGUUAAACACCGCUUAAUGUCUACAGAUGAUGUAUACGCGGUAGUCUCGUUCUUAGAGAAGUGCCAUUUUAGAGGCGGUCCAAACAUCAUGCUUGAUGUAGGCCAACUUUCUACUAAAUAAAUAAAUAAUACAAUCAAGUACAAAAUGUUUUUCACCUUAGAAUUUUUAAAAACUAGAAUUUUUUUUAUUUUUAAUUCGUGUUUUUGGGUAGAGAUUUUUAAAAACAAUUUUAAAGGGUUUUAUUUUUUUUUUAAUUAUUAUUAUUAUUAUUAUUAUUAUUAUUAUUAUUAUUAUUAUUAUUUUUACCAGCAAUCCUAAACACUUACCUAAACAUCAGAAAUUAUAUUUUCUAAAAAGACUUUUGUCUUUACAUGGCCUACAUGACAUAUUUUAGACAUGAAUUUUAUUUUUAUUUUUUUUUUAAUUUUGGACGUCGCAAGAUUUGAAUUUUUUUACAGGCAUACUUUUUUUGUGUGUGUUUUUUUUUUUUUUUUUUUUUGUAUGUGUGUUAAAAAAAAUGUAAUCUCCUGGGAAAACAAAACAGCAUCAUGAAAAAUGGUCUAUGAUAUUGCUUCAUUAUUUGUUUUUUUGUAGUGUAAUCAAAUUGUUCUUUUCUUUAUUUAUUUUUUGCAUGGAAUUUGUCUUUUUGCUGUUUGUUCAAGCACUAUAUCAACUUUUCUUUUUCUAUUUGUGAUGAUACAGUCCUCACUUCCUAGUCCACUAAUGACUUGGAAUAAAAAUCUGAUGCAAACUCAUGCAUCUGCUCAUGCUAAGUUGUCUGGUUAAUACUAAAAACCUACGUGCAGACUCUCGUCUGCUUUUUCUGAGUUUCUCAUGUCUCUGUGAUCAUUUAAUUGACUCCUUGUUUCUGCCAUUACAUAAGCCCCACUGAGUAUUGUUCAUAACGUUGCAGGUCAAAGCUGUUCAUUCUCAGACGGCAAAUAUUUGUUCUAAUCCUUUUGCCAAGAACACACAUUAUACUGUGCGGGGAAAAUGUGACUGAACACAUCGGCCAACUUUCUACUAAAUAAAUAAAUACAAUCAAGCACAAAAUGUUUUUCACCUUAGAAUUUUUAAAAACUAGAUUUUUAAAAAAAAAAUUAGUGUCUUUGGGUAGAGAUUUUUAAAAACAAUUUUAAAUGGUUUUAUUUUAUUAUUUAUUUAUUUAUUUAUUUAUUUAUUUAUUUAUUUUUUACCAGCAAUCCUAAACACUUACCUAAACAUCAGAAAUUAUAUUUUCUAAAAAGACUUUUGUCUUUACAUGGCCUACAUUACAUAUUUUAGACAUGAAUUUUUUUUUUUUUUAGUUUUUUUUUGUUUUUGUUUUUUUUUAACCCUUGUACAAUCCAUUUACUUUUUUAAAUACACAAUCUUUAGAUAGAAUCCAAAUGUAUACCAUGCAAUUUUAAGCAAAAUAAAAAAGAAAACUAUUUUUUAAAAAAAUGAUCUGGAUAUGUGUAUAAAAAAAAAAUUAGACAUGAAAUGGUUAAAUAAUUAUUUUAAUUAUACAAUAAUUAUUGUAUAAGAAGAAUAAAACAGUUUGAGCCCAAAUGUUGGGGUGGUGUGAUAUGGCCCAUCACUAGUUAUUUUCCUAUAACAGCAUGCCAAGUGUUUUAUUCCUUAUUUAACCCUCAUUUGGACCUGAUGUGCUUUGACUCAUCGCUAGAAUAAUGUCACUGUAACUUACCAGAGGUUCAUGGAAUUACAUUCAGUUGUCCUGACAUUCUUAUGUACACACGGUCAUAUUUAAUUAAACCACCCAUCAUGUGAAUUUCGGAUUGUAUGAAUUAUAAAUAGAAUUAUAGUUGAUCACAUCCUUCAUACAGACCUUAACUUUCUUGUAGAUACCUGCAUUUUAUCUUCUUUUCACCUCUUUUGCCCUGCUGCUCCGAUGCUGCAAUUCGGUAAGUAUCUCAAGUAGUUUUCUCAAAAUUGAAACCUGUCUACUUUAUAACUAUUCACUGUGUUCGUAUACCGUGCUGUAUUCAUUCAUGCUACAUGGUGUACUUAUACUUUUUAUUUAUUUAUUUAUUUGCAGGUAGUAAUUUCCAGUGCCGGCUGUGGAGCUCGUAAAGCGUGUUUGAGCAAACCCGGUGCUUGUGACCCAGCUAAAGACGUGAACUGCUAGUUCAGGUCGACCAUGUCAUCGUCUGGAAUUUGGGAGAACGUGUUUGAGAUCCACAGACGUGCCGAAGGCUUUGUCUCCUUUGGCUUUUCAGAUGUCCAGCUUAUGGUAUUAUUCCUCAUGCCCUGAUUUUUCAUCAAAAGCUUAUUUUAAGGAAAAUUCUGGCAUAUGUGAAUGGUAGAGGCUUAGACUUGUACCUUGCUCAUCGUGUAGGCACUCAGUUAAACUAGAAGUCCACUGUUUCAAUGAGACACAACGGAGCACUGCUUGGUAUAGAACUUAUUAUAAUUAAUAUAUUGUCUUAUAUUAUUAGUGUGUAAUUUGACGUACGUCACAUGGAUGUUUAAAAUAAAUAAAUAAAUAAAUAAAUAAAUAAAUAAAUAAGAAUGUUAUUGACUCCUUUUGUAACCUGUACAACGAGUAACAAGUUUCUGAAUUUUGAUAACGUGCAUUAAAAUAAUAAUAAAUCUGCACCUUGAAACUUUUUGUUGUUGUUGCAGGCGAUACUUUUUCAUUUGGCUGCACAACCGGUCAUUCCACUGAUUCCUGAAUGUUUCAUAAAGCACUGAUAUGAUGUUGUUUAUUUCGCUUUGGAAGUGGCAGCCAUAUUCACCGGUCUGUUGAUCUGCAACCGAUCACUUGAGGUGAUG